UGCAUAUUAUUUUUGAAUCUGAGAAUUUAUUCAUCUCGUUUAUUUUGCAUUCUACAUAAUUUCUUAUCAAAAUUGGUCUCGCAAAUCAGUCUUCAGAAACAAUCAGUGGCUAGAUUAUGAGAAAUUGUUUGUUAGUGUAAGGUCGCAGAUUGGAAGAGAGAAAGGGAUGAUAAUGAACUGUGUUAGAGUGACAACUAUGGCCAUGGCUGUUCCUUCAUGGAGGCCCACGUGCUGCGCUUCUUCAUCAUCAUCAUCUUCUUCUUCUGCUUCUACAGCUGUCAUCAACACAGAGCAAUUGCGCUCUCAAAUUGAUCAUCUUCACGCUGAGGCUGACGCCACCAGAGCCAAGGCAACUAAUGCUAGAUUGAGGCUUCUGCGGUUGUCAGAAGCUGCGGAGAAGCUUCAAAAACAGGCAGUUAUAAGCAUUGAAAAGGGGGAGGAAAAUUAUGCAAGGGAAAUGCUUUUUCAGAGGAAGAAGGUGUUGCAGGCUUUGGACAAGUCUAAAAGACGCAUUGAAUUGCUUGAUGAGCUUUCCGCAAAGUUAAGUGAGGCAAUAUCUUUGAAAGAAAGUCAGCUAAUUGGAAAUGUUAAUGUGAACAUUGAAGACACAAUAAAUGAUGCUUCAAGUCCAGUUCGAAUUAUUGCUCCAAAGGAGGAAGUUCAAAAUGAUUUCAGUAAGGAUGACUCUGAUCCUGAAACGAUGGACUUCGACAAUAUUCAAAAUGUGCAACUGUCUAUCGAAAGUGAAGGAAAUUCACUGGAUGAUAAGGAGAUUCAGAAUCUUCAGGAAUCCCUUAGUGUAGGAAGCUCAAAUGAAGACAGUAUAGCCAGAAACUUGUCAGAAAUAUCCUCUUAUGAGGAUUUCAUGGAACGGAUAGAUAAAAAACUCAGUGAAAUUGAAGCUGAACUAGUUACUGUUUUGAACGUCUCAACCUUGGUACUUGAUAAUGAAGAGAGACCAAAUAAUUCCAGGUUGCAACAAACAAUUGAACUCCUUGAGAGCAUCCAUGGGAUUAGGCAGAGAAUUAGAAGAACCAGGGAGGCAAAACUGAGGAUCUGAUAAAUUUUGUUUUGCUUGACACAUCUUCUACAUCCAGGUCAGAAUUAACUUCAUUAGAAGAAAAAGGUCUGCAAAAUCUUUCUUGUAUACCUUAAUCACUUAAUGUGGAAACAGAGAAGGUACAUCUGAGAUGCUUGUUAUUAGUUUAUUGAAAUGAAGAGGUGGUGUUAUCUUCAUUUAGCAUUAUUCUUUCCAAAUUGCGAUCAUAUGAUUGAUCAUGGAGGAACAGAACAGCAGAUUGAGAAAUUUGCCAAAGGAGUAAGGACUAAGAAUAGCCCAGUGUAGUUGUUUGUCCAUUGUUUUAAACUAGUUGCUUUAUGGACUUGUAACCAAAACUUUUCAGUUACAGAAAAUGCUCAGAACAAAAAAUGUAUUGAUAACUAGACUGCACAAAUUUCUGCGAACUAAUGUACUAAUGUAUUCAUAACCAAAUUUCUGCACCUUCAGCA
This is a messenger RNA of Vigna unguiculata (cowpea), 1509 nucleotides long. Its product is annotated as forkhead-associated domain protein. NCBI's taxonomy places the organism in Eukaryota, Viridiplantae, Streptophyta, Magnoliopsida, Fabales, Fabaceae. The record is from RefSeq and is a predicted model, not a curated record.